This is a messenger RNA of Labeo rohita (rohu), 336 nucleotides long. RefSeq names its product tumor necrosis factor receptor superfamily member 5-like. Lineage: Eukaryota; Metazoa; Chordata; Actinopteri; Cypriniformes; Cyprinidae. Gene Ontology annotation, biological process: defense response to Gram-negative bacterium; positive regulation of peptidyl-tyrosine phosphorylation; negative regulation of alpha-beta T cell proliferation. Gene Ontology annotation, cellular component: external side of plasma membrane. The record is from RefSeq and is a predicted model, not a curated record.
AUGAUCAAUUUAGGGAUAAUGUUAUUCUUUGCUGCAACUUUUAACUUUGAACUGUGUUUCAGCGCGUGUGCUUGUGCUGAAUAUGAAAUAAAAGAAUGCUGCCCUAUGUGUGUACCAGGAACAGCAUUUAGUGACACUUUAUGUGGUAACUGCACAGUAGGGACUUACUCUGAUGGCUCUUUUACCGCCUGUCUACCAUAUUCAAAUUGUGAGAUUAAAGGCCUUACAGAAAUAAAACCAGGAACAAUGUCAUCUGAUGUGGAAUGUGGAAAGUCACUUCAAAUUAGUAUGAUUGUUGGAGUCAUUAUUGGAGUCAUUGUUGCUGUUGUUUUGGUG